Messenger RNA from Balaenoptera musculus (blue whale), 1720 nucleotides. It is a transcript of the gene MRPL47, whose product is annotated as mitochondrial ribosomal protein L47. Gene Ontology annotation, cellular component: mitochondrial large ribosomal subunit; mitochondrial ribosome. Gene Ontology annotation, molecular function: structural constituent of ribosome. The record is from RefSeq and is a predicted model, not a curated record. Bases 28 to 813 code for a protein of 261 amino acids. Gene Ontology annotation, biological process: mitochondrial translation. The transcript is spliced from 7 exons. NCBI's taxonomy places the organism in Eukaryota, Metazoa, Chordata, Mammalia, Artiodactyla, Balaenopteridae.
CCGGAAGUGACAUCAUUGUUGCCGGAAAUGCGGUUUGCUUACUUAUGCGGAAAAAUGGCUGCCGCCAGUUUGGCUGUCUUGUGCCGAAGAGUCUCGGCGGCCUUGAAGGCUUCCAGGUCGUUAAUAAGUCCUCAGGCCCCUGCUAGCACAAGUUGCAGGUUUUCUCUUAGUCUGUUGACUAAGAAUACACCAAAUGUCACAUCUUUUCACCAGUGUAGAUUACUUCAUACCACAUUGUCUAGGAGAGGACUGGAAGAAUUUUUUGAUGACCCAAAGAACUGGGGGGAAGAAAAAGUGAAAUCUGGAGCUUCAUGGACCUGUCAGCAAUUAAGGAACAAAAGUAAUGAAGAUUUACAUAAACUUUGGUAUGUUCUCCUGAAAGAAAGAAACAUGCUCCUAACUCUAGAACAGGAGGCUAAGCGGCAGAGAUUGCCAAUGCCAAGUCCGGAGCGGUUAGAAAAGGUAGUAGAUUCCAUGGAUGCAUUAGAUAAAGUUGUCCAGGAAAGGGAAGAUGCCCUCAGACUUCUUCAGACUGGUCAAGAAAAAGCUAGACCUGGUGCUUGGAGAAGAGACAUCUUUGGAAGAAUCAUCUGGCACAAGUUCAAGCAGUGGCCUAUACCUUGGUACCUAAAUAAAAGAUACAGUAGAAAACGAUUCUUUGCAAUGCCCUACGUGGAACGUUUUGUCAGAUUGAGAACUGAGAAACAAGCCCGCAUCAAAGCAAGGAAGAGAAGUUUAGCAAGCAAGAAAGAAAAGUUUCUUCAGGAAAAGUUUCCACAUCUUUCUGAAGCCCAGAAGUCAAGUCUUGUCUAAGAUAUCUGAACUCUUAAUUUACCAUUUUGUUUUUCUUGGAUUACAAUCUGCAUACAAAAGUAAAUACAUAUUAAGUGGUUUAUAAAUAACUUGUGUUUUUAGUCAAAUGACUGUCGACUGUUUUAAGUGUUAUUAUGGCAUGCUAAAUCUGGAAGUGGUCAAAAUCAGGUAUAAAGUUCAGAUUAAAAAUUCCCAUUUUGUAAACUCUGACAUCUAAGCAGACUUUUAAUCGCCUGUAUCUUAGAGUGGGAAAGUGAUAUCAACUGCUAUAGCAAAGGCAAUAAGGUAAUUCUGGAAUUCAGGUAACCUUUUUACUACUAUUGUUACUAGAUAUGAAGGGGCUGUGGAUUCUACUGUUAAUAAACAGUGAGUAAUUCCAUUCAAAAUAAUGAUAAAUACAUUUAGUACUUAAAGUAGCAAGUUACAACACAGCAGUCCAAAAAAAAAGUAUUUCUGGAAUGGCUAGUAAUUUUUAUUUAAUUUUAAAAGCCUAAGGUAAAAAACAUAGGCAGUAAGUUUUACUAGUCAAUAAAAAGCAAUUCUACCAUAAACAGAGUUGGAAAGCAUUUUACUGAAAGCAAAAUAUUUAGAGAAAAUAGACAUUUAUACAAAAUUAUAAAAUGCUUGUAAUAAGAAUAAGUGCAUUUCAAGGAAAGCACAAACUUAUUUUAAUUUACAGAGCCAGUUAAAGCCUUAAAAAAUUGAAGUGGAAAUUGAAAUAUGCAAAAAUGUAUAAACAUUCUACAAAAGAUGGUUGUUCUUUUCCUGAGUAUACUAAAGCUAUGAAACGUAAGGUGACAGAAGGUAGACGUUUGGGAACUCUUCUCAAGGGCAUUUCCUUUCUACACACUGCUUCCCUCCUUCUUCAUAUUCCUGUUUGGAAAUCCACAUCUGCUGAAAGGUGCCC